CCGGCAAAAUGGGCGAUAUAGCACGACGAGCAUCUGAUCACAUUUUAGAAGUGAUAUUCUCAUAUCUGGAUCUGCACACGCUGAGAAAUUGCUCGCUGGUGUGCAAGAGGUGGUAUCAGUUCCUCAACGACGAGAAUAACCACGUGUGGCGGAUGCACUGUAUUAGGAAAUUAGCUCAGGAGGCCCUUAGUUCGGAUUUGUUGUCAUCUGUGCCUACCUACAAGUCGAAGCUUCGUGCUUUCUAUCACGCGUGGAAUCCGAACGAUUGCUCGCGCAAUAUCUACAUCAAACCCAAUGGAUUCACCCUGCACAGAAACCCCGUGGCACAGAGCACAGACGCGUGUAGAGGUAAAAUAGGCUUUAGGCACGGGCGCCACGCUUGGGAAGUUAUUUGGGAAGGACCAUUAGGAACAGUAGCUGUAAUAGGAAUUGCUACUAAAGAAGCACCCCUUUUGUGCCAUGGAUAUGUAGCAUUGCUCGGCUCUGACGAACAUUCCUGGGGUUGGAAUCUCGUCGAUAACCAUUUACUGCACAAUGGGGACCCGCAGGGAAAUUAUCCUUUGCUCAAUAAUGCCCCAAAGUAUCAGGUUGGAGAAAGAAUUAGGGUAAUUUUGGAUUGUGACGAUAAUACAUUAUCAUUUGAGAAGAACUAUGAAUUUCUGGGGGUAGCUUUUAGAGGAUUGCCAGAUAAGAGAUUAUACCCAUCUGUGUCUGCAGUUUAUGGAAAAACUGAAGUGUCUAUGGUAUACUUAGGACCACCACUGGAUGGCUAACACAUUACAUUUUGAAACAUAUCUGCGAAAGUUAAGUAUUUUAAGUAAUUGCUUAUGGAUAUAUUUCUCAGUAAUUUUUACUGAAAGAUUUCUCUCGGUAGAUGAUACCACGUUGUACAAAUAUUGCCAUUUUAUUCCCAGAUAAAAUUUGGGUAUCACCAGUCAUUCUCAGCGUACAUGUAUAUAUUAGUAAUAAAUUUGCCAUAUAUUUGAUACCCUUAUGCGGUAUUUA
Molecule: messenger RNA, 1005 nt
Organism: Harpegnathos saltator (Jerdon's jumping ant)
Lineage: Eukaryota; Metazoa; Arthropoda; Insecta; Hymenoptera; Formicidae
Gene: Fsn
Product: F-box synaptic protein
Exons: 4
Coding region: 9-773 (254 amino acids)
Biological process (GO): proteasome-mediated ubiquitin-dependent protein catabolic process; synapse assembly involved in innervation
Cellular component (GO): synapse; SCF ubiquitin ligase complex
Molecular function (GO): protein binding
Source: RefSeq, a predicted model, not a curated record